GCUUUCCCUUAGCCUUAGGUUGCCUUGCUCUCUCUCUCUCUCUCUCUCCCUCUCUCUCGCGCGCGUCUGCAAUACAUACAAAUGGGAAGCGACAGGAAAUCCGAGGAGAAGAAGAAGAGUAGGAAAAGGAGCACUUCUUCAGAUUCUGAAGAUGAGAGAAAAGGUAAGAGGCAUAGACCUGUAGAAGAUGAGGAAAGGAAGAGCAGAAGGAGUGAUAAGAAGGAGAAGUCAAAGGACAAGAAAAGGUCACAUAAGCACUCGAAACACCAUUCUGAUAAAGAAAAGAAGACAAAGGAUAAGCACAAAAGUAAACUUCACAAAGGUGAUCGCCACUCGAAAAUUGAGUUCCAAGAGCUGUCCACUGAUGACUAUUUUUCCAAGAACAAUGAGUUUUCUACAUGGCUGAAAGAAGAGAAAGAUGUGUUCUUCUCCGAUCUUUCUUCAGAGUCUGCACGCCAACUAUUUUCAGACUUUGUGAAAGUUUGGAACAAGCAAAAGCUCGAAUCCAAAUACUACGAGGGGAUUGCGAGUGGGCCCCGGUGCGCCCAUAUGUGGAAAAUUAAAGGCUGAAAUGCAACAGCACAGAUGAUCCCUGCUUUGCUGCUUUUGAUUUGUUUUUGGGCUUUGUAUAAUUAGGUUCUGUCUACCUAGGAAAUGGUUUGUGUUUUAGCACUAAACAUUACCAUAUGUAGCUUAAUUCCAUUUGUAAUUUUCUUAUUUGUAGCUGGUAAAAGAAGGGGAAUAUCAAGAUGAAGCAGUUGACACAUAUGUAGUUUAAUCUUCACUUACCUACAUUGGAUCUCUAUAGCAUUUGUUAUUAAGCAUAUCAAGCUCAAGCUUAUUACACAAA
Messenger RNA from Prunus avium (sweet cherry), 850 nucleotides. RefSeq names its product splicing regulatory glutamine/lysine-rich-like protein (gene SCI1). NCBI's taxonomy places the organism in Eukaryota, Viridiplantae, Streptophyta, Magnoliopsida, Rosales, Rosaceae. The record is from RefSeq and is a predicted model, not a curated record.